GCCUAUCGAUAAUUCAUUUGAAAAUCUUGAGGUUCAAGCUAUGGACACGAUCAUUAUAGAAAGCCAGAGAGAAAUAAGUCCAGAUCAUACUAACGUGAAAAGGCGAAGAGGAAAUAAAAAAGCCAGCUUGACUAGUGGCAACAAUGAUAUGAUUCAAAAGGACAAUUUACGUUCUCAUAUGUCCAAAAAUACAAAUGAACAACCUUUAAAUAUCUCAUCUUCAGUCAGAAAUAAUUUAUCUGAAGAUUUUUAUAGCCAACAAUCGUUGACAUCUAAUGACACUUCAUUUUCUUUAGACAGAAGCCCAAAUGAAGAUGCCAAUUUGAUUAAUAGCGAUAAUGGUAUACAAAAGGAUAAUUUACAUUUCCAUACGUCUAAAAAUAUCAUAAGACAAAAUGAGCAAACUUUAAAUAUCUCAUCUUCAGUCAGAAAUAAUUUACCUAAAAGUUUUUAUGACCAACAAUCGUUGGCAUCUAAUGAUAUAUCUUCUUCAGACAGAAGCCCGUCACCCGAAAGUGCUCAUGAUCAACGAUCACCAUUUCUAUUAAAUAGAAACCGUUCAAAGUCAACCAAUAUCGCAUCACCUUCCUUAAUUAGAAAGAGUUCUUUUGAAGAGGAUUAUGAUCAGCAACCAUUAGCAUCAACCGCGAUUAAUACCUCAUCUUUAAUUGGCCUAUUUAAGAAUGAUCUUGAAGUUUGCAUGUAUCUAGUACAGCACCCACAACUUGUUGAAUUAGCAUUAAAUAUGAUGAAAGCAGGUGGUGGCCAGGAAUUCAUUACUCAGGGAAAGGUGGCAGAUAAAUUUAAUGCACUUUCUGAAAAGGAUCUUGGCACUUUUCAAAUGCAUUUGAAGUGUUUUUUCUUUCGCACGAGAGUCAUCAAUAAACAAGUUAUCGACACACUAUUAAAAUCUUUAUUCCCAAAUAUUCAAAAUAGUGCAUCGGAUUGUACAGCGCUACAAAAAUGGGCUUUUUCAUGCUUUCAUGUGACAGAUAUGCAAAAAACAUUUGAAGAACAGCGUGUAAAUGUUAACAUGUUUACCGAUUUUAUAAAAUCAGCCUUUGAUCUCUUUGUUCAAGAAGAACUUUUGGACAAAGAUGUUAUCAAUGACGUUAAAGACCUGAAUUAUAAGACGGUUGAUAUGGAAGUUUUCAUAGCAGAUGGAAAAGAAGCUUUACAACAAAUAAACGUUAGGUCGCUUCUGAGGAUAGAAUAG
This is a messenger RNA of Dentiscutata heterogama, 1216 nucleotides long. The record is from the annotation of a GenBank genome assembly. NCBI's taxonomy places the organism in Eukaryota, Fungi, Glomeromycota, Glomeromycetes, Diversisporales, Gigasporaceae.